AUGAAAUACAAUGUCAUGGACUUUGGCAUGAAGCCGGGAACUCGAUGCACGGUCAAGAAAAUCGAUUUUUUGGAUGAAAACAACAAGAAGAAGGUCGUGAAUUGUUACUUUACAAGUGGUCCAGACAAAGAUAUGUCCCGCGAAUUAUUGAACAUCGCUUUGGAUUUGGGUUGCAAAGUGCCGGCUGGGUGCAAGUUGGCUGAAUUACAAGAAAUCGUGAAGCAACAUCAAGCGUUCAAACAAAUCACAAAAUUGGAAAAACUUGGGAUCAAGUAUGGCGUCAAAAUUAUCUUUGGUCCAAAAUAUCACUGCGAAUUGAACGCAAUUGAAGGAAUGUGGUGUUAUAUGACGGGAUACACCCGCAAGAAUAGCGACCAAACAUUCAACAGGAUGUUACUAUUGAUUCAAGGAGGAAAAAUCAAUUUUGAUCAAAAACAAGUCUACCUGAAACUCUAUAGAAGAUUUUGGAAAACGCUCACCGGAUAUCAGCAAGGACAAAAUUACAAGCAAAUCCUUUAAAUGUUUUUUUCGGGAUUAUGCAGAGACAAAAUUAUUUCGCAUCGAAAAAUCACCAACACAAAAUUGCAAUAGGCACAGUAGUCUAUUUUCUUAGUAUUCUUAAAUUCUAGGACUUAAAAUAAAUUGCAAAGCACACCUUCUUUUUAGGUUUUAGGCUCUGGACGGAAAACGUUACGUAAGAUAUUCAGCCAGAUCUGCUAGACUUUGUGGAAACUCAGAAAUAUCGGCAGUGGACUGGCAAUCGUUUUUUACCUCUAUACUUCGAGUUUCAAAAAAUUUUAAGCUAAAACAAAAAAGUUAUUAAAAACUCGCUACGCCGAUUGGGUCAAAAACUGGAUUUUUUCGAUAAAAACCUCCUAACUCAGCAAGGGAAAAAAUACUUGAAAAAAAGAUCCGUGCGUUUGUAGCAAAUUUCAUGGGGAAUCGAAUGGCGAAAGAAUUAAGUUUGUAUCUACUGUGAAAAAAAUCUGAUGGCACUUUUCCUGGGUCGAGGUAAUUAUAGGUCGCAUUAUUAUAUCGAUCCGCGUGGAUUUGUGGAUCACUUUUAUUCAUUGGAAAAUUUUAAAACUCAUGUAGAUCGAUGCAGCUUUUCACGAUGAGUCAGAAUAACUAGCUUUGAAGGUUCCAAAUAGUUAAUUGUAACAAAAUAUAAAGUGAUUUUUACAAAAUUAGCCGUUGUUGGCAAAAAAACACGUUUUUUCGUUUUUUUCGCUUUUCUCAACGAAGACGCAAGUUAAUCAAAUUUUAAAGGUGAUAUUCUGAAUCAGCGUAAACUUCUGCGCCUAGGGAUAUGCAACAAGGGUGGAUUGUGAAUUUCACUGUAACUUCGAAUUUGGAGCCCCUUAAAAACACAUUAAAUAAAAUCAACAAUAUUUCCAUUCCACCCCUUUUUGACGGCUCUUCAAAAGAACUAAUGAUAGAUCCAGGAAAAAGGCUGAGCUUUUAAACAAACAUUUCGCGAUGCUUUGCUCAAUGCCACUUAAUGAGGUUAAUGAUAUGCCGUUAGUUCUUCCAACAUCCAGCAAAUUCUCAAUGAUGAAAUUUCAUAUUUUUGCGAGUGAAGUUUUUGAAUUACUGUGUAGAAUUGAUUGUAGUAGAGCUAGUGCGCCUGGUCUGUCAGCGAGAAUAAUUAGAGAAGCUUCACCUGUCUUAACUCCGAUCAUAAGCUAUUUAUUUAAUCAAGCUCUAGAACAGGAACAGUUUCCUAAAACUUGGAAACUUGGCUAUAAUUAAUAUAAAAUUUCCGCUGUAAAUAGCUCUUUUCAAAUGAAAAAGAUAAAAGAAUGAAUUCAAUUCCUUUCUUAUCAUCUUUUUUCAAAGUUAAACUGAAAAGUCCAGUGACAAAUGAGAAAAAACUCAAUGAUAUUUCGUC
Messenger RNA from Didymodactylos carnosus, 1891 nucleotides. Lineage: Eukaryota; Metazoa; Rotifera; Eurotatoria; Philodinida; Philodinidae. The record is from the annotation of a GenBank genome assembly.